Asparagus officinalis (garden asparagus) is the source of this 1534-nucleotide messenger RNA. RefSeq lists its product as uncharacterized. The record is from RefSeq and is a predicted model, not a curated record. The transcript has 7 exons. Gene Ontology annotation, molecular function: protein binding. Bases 182 to 1177 code for a protein of 331 amino acids. Lineage: Eukaryota; Viridiplantae; Streptophyta; Magnoliopsida; Asparagales; Asparagaceae.
UGUGGUCUCCAUUUCAAAGUGUGCUCAACUCAGCAAUGAAGCGAAGAGUAGCAGCCACAAGUGCAAGUCCCCUGUGAUCCAAAAUCUCUCUUCCAACCUCUCCUUCCUUUUCCCAAAAUGGGUCUUUUCUCUUCAACUCUAGAACGCUGAAAAAAGGGAAGAAAUUGGAACGACAGCAGCCAUGUCAAUAGCUGCAAUCACGAACCCAUCUCUAUGCUCAUGUCCUCCUCUCCCAAGAAUACAAUCCAUCACCAAGCAAAACCAUUCACUUAUAAGCUUCUCAUCUAAAGGCUCUUUAGCUUUUGUUUCGACUAUUCAGUUGUCGAAGAGGUGGGAAUUUGUAGCCAGAGCAUCUUCGGCUACUGAGUCUGAGUCAUCGAAAUCAGAAGGUGAAGGAGGAGGAGGAGGAGAAGAGGUGAAGUUUGAGGAGUAUGAGGUGGAAAUAGAGAAGCCUUAUGGAUUGAAGUUUGCAAAGGGAAGAGAUGGAAGCACUUACAUUGAUGCAAUUUUGCCUGGAGGAGCAGCUGAUGAGGCCGGGGUUUUCAGCGUCGGAGAUAAAGUAAUUGCUACCAGUGCUGUGUUUGGGACAGAGAUAUGGCCAGCUGCGGAGUAUGGAAGGACCAUGUAUACUAUCCGGCAAAGGAUAGGACCCUUGCUCAUGAAAAUGCAAAGGAGAUUUGGAGCCCCGAUUGAUUCUGGUGAGCUCACUGAGAAGGAGAUUAUAAGAGCUGAAAGAAACUCUGGUGUCAUCAGUAACAGGGUGCGGGAAAUCCAGAUGCAAAAUUACAUGAGAAAAAUGGGACAGAAGCAGCAAAGGGCAAAUGAUCUCCGUGAGGGACUGCAGCUUUACAAGAGCGGGAAAUAUGAGGAAGCACUGGAGAAGUUUGAAUCGGUACUGGGAUCAAAACCAGAAGCAAAUGAAGCAUCAGUUGCAAGUUACAAUGUUGCAUGCUGCUAUUCGAAACUUGAUCAGGUACAAGCAGGUCUUUCUGCACUUGAAGAUGCCAUGCAAGCAGGAUAUGAAGAUUUUAAGACCCUUCGUAGUGACCCUGACCUUGCUAACCUAAGAGCUUCUGAAGAAUUUGAGCCUCUCAUUAAGAAGUAUGAUGAAUCAUUCAUUAACGAGAAUGCUAUCAAUGCCAUCAAAUCUCUCUUCGGUAUAUUUAACAAGGAUUAAGAGCAAAGGCUUGCUUCAUGACAGAAGAAACAAAAACUAGUGAUUGCAUGCGAACUUGAGGUUUUUUGCGGCCAUCGUCGACGAAGUUUCUGCGCUUACCAGGAGCUUUUCUCCAGAGCAUUUGGCUGUGAAGUUUUCUACAGUGCCCUCUUUUUAACUCAUUUUCCUGUGUGUUAAUCGUAGAGUGGAAGAGGAUUACAUCUUCAUAGUCAUAGUGCUUAUGAGAAUCUUGUGUAUCUGAGCUCGGUAUAUAUAUUCCCCAAAUGUACACAGUAUCUCCAUUCUUUCAAGAGAUAUACUAUAACUAUUUUUCUCGACACCAACUUGAGUGCUUAUUUGGAUUUAAAGAUUGUUUCC